This is a messenger RNA of Elgaria multicarinata webbii, 943 nucleotides long. Its product is annotated as E3 ubiquitin-protein ligase RNF182-like. The transcript has 2 exons. The record is from RefSeq and is a predicted model, not a curated record. Lineage: Eukaryota; Metazoa; Chordata; Lepidosauria; Squamata; Anguidae. The coding region runs from base 170 to 895 and encodes 241 amino acids.
UUUUAUACACCUGUGCAAGUCGGAGCAGAGUCCAAUUAAAAGCAGUGCUGGGAUUACAUACAAACUGACGGACCAUAUUCAGCGGAAAGGUGGCUUUUUCUCACUGUGGCUUUCUUCCGAAACCAGGGAUGCCUUUUUUAAAGAACAAAUCGGCGUGCCUGAUUUAAAAAUGAAUUAUCCUCAAACAGAGGGGGAAGAAAAAAUACAGAAUGAUGAGCUGGAAUGUAAAAUUUGUUACCAGAAAUUUAAUGUUCACAGUCGCAAGCCCAAAAUCCUGGACUGUCUUCAUAGGGUGUGUGCUAAGUGCCUGACAAAAAUCCUCCACGUUGGAGAUGGCUCUCUUUGUAUUAGCUGUCCUUUCUGCCGGCAUGAAACAGAGCUACAGGAAGAAGAAGUGGAAGGACUCCCCGACGAUACAAAUGUCAUGUCCAAACUCAUGACAAAAGACAAAACAACAUGGAGUUCUGACUGCAAAGAAGUUGUCUUGACACCAAAGAACUUGGCUUCUUCAAGUCCUUCGCAUGGAUCAUCAAACUGCUUGGUGAUAACAAUCAUGGAAGUACAGAGAGAUUCCACAAGAACUCCAAGCCAAAACACUCUCUCCGAUUAUUACACGGAUCACAGCCUCGACUCCACGUCCGUAAACUCUCACAGCCAACUGGAUCAAGAUAUUUUCUCUAAGCUCUGCAAUCAUGUCCCCAGAAUACUUGUGUGGCUACUUGGAUUUUUCUACUUUGGCUCUUUGCCACUUGGAAUCUAUUUAUUGGUGAUUCAGAAAGUGACCCUUGGAAUUGUCUGUGUCAGUCUUGUUCCAUCCAGUCUAACAGUAUGUCUUGUGUAUGGUUUCUGUCAAUGCCUCUGCCAGGGCAUGUGUGACUGUUCUUCUAGAAACUGAUAUUUUCAAUAUCGGAACUAUAAACCUUCAAAAAUAUAUGCUAAUGAA